UUGGGCUCCGAGGUUUCCUUGUUUAGAAGGAGGUGGAGGAUCGCAAAGUCUCUCUGACUCUACAACCAAUCAGGGGAGACAACUUUGUGCGAAUAACUAAGGUGAAAGAUUCUCCUGGCUCUCUCAUCAGUCAAGAGAUUUCCACUGUCUUGCCUUUCCUGCUGUACUCUCAAUCUGGGGUUAGGUUGUUCGUUUGCUGGAACUGAAGAGGAAGUGCAUCCAGGAAGGGUACAAACUCUGGAAAGGUCAUCAGAAGGAACAGUUUUCAAACAGGAAACUCAAACCAAACAUCACAAGGACUGACAGAACUCAUCAGGACCUGAAUAUAAUCAAGCUUGUAAUUUGAAAGACAAUUGUUUAAUAUGUUCUGUCUGCUUAAACAUAUUUUAAAUAGCAUUUCUGGGAUAGCAUUACAACAAGCACAUACACCUGAGUUAAGGUAUUCCAGUGCACCGCCUUAAUCAGUUACACAGCGUGAGUGAGAGUGUUCUAGUGAACUAAUUGUGGAAAGAGCUUUAACCCUUUGCACAUCCUGGAAAAAACAUUAACGGAGCAUGUGUUCUUAGUGGACAAUGCUUUAAUUGGCCUUUGUCCAAGCCAGACAGAUUCAAAAACAUUCGCACUAUGGAGAAACCGUGGAAAUGUAGGGUCUGUGGGAUGGGAUUCUCUACACCAUCUGCACUGGAAACACAUCAACGCUGUCACACUGGGGAGAAGCCAUUCACCUGCUCGGAGUGUGGAAAGACAUUCACUCAGUCAUCUUCCCUUCUGAAACACCGGCGGGUUCACACUGGGGAGAGGCCGUUCGCAUGUUUUGAGUGUGGGAAGAGAUUCAGUAAUUCAUCUCACCUGCUGACACACCAGCGAGUUCACACUGGAGAAAGGCCAUUCAUCUGCUGUGAGUGUGGGAAGAUAUUCAGUCAGUCGUCCAACUUGCUGAUGCAUCAGCGGGUACACACUGGGGAGAAACCAUUUACUUGUUCUGAGUGUGGGAAGGGAUUCAGUGACUCAUCUGCUCUGCUGACCCACCAGCAUAUUCACACUGGAGAGAGGCCAUUCACAUGCUCUGAGUGUGGGAAGGGAUUCAGUCAGUCAUCCAAUCUGCUGACACACCAGAGAGUUCACACUGGGGAGAGACCAUUCACAUGUUCUGAAUGUGGGAAGGGAUUCACUCAGUUAGCUCACCUGCUGACACACCAGCUUGUACACAGUGGGAAGAGGCCAUUCACUUGCCCAGUAUGUGGAAAGGGGUUCAUUCAGUCCUGCAACUUGGUGAUGCACCAGCGAGUUCACAGUGGGGAGAGGCCGUCUGUCUGCUCUCACUGUGGGAAAGGGUUCAGAGAUUCAUCCACUCUGCUGACACACCAGCGAAUUCACACUGGGGAGAGGCCAUUCAUUUGUUCUGUCUGUGGGAAGAGAUUCAGUCAGUCAUCCAGUCUGCGGAGACACUGGCGAGUUCACACCAGGGACAAACUGUUCACCUGCUCAGAGUGUGGGAAUGGAUUCUCCCGUUUAUCUAGCCUGCUGAGACAUCAGCGAGUUCACAACACCACAGAGAAACCAUGGAAAUGUGGGGACUGUGGGAGGGGAUUCAAAGCACCAUCACAGCUAGAAACACAUCGACGUGGUCACACUGGGGAGAGACCAUUCAGCUGUUAUGAGUGUGGGAAGGGAUUCACUCAGUUAUCCAACUUGCAUUUACACCAGCGGGUUCACACUCGAGAGCAGCAAUUCUCAGGUUCUGAGUGCGAGAAAGUAUUAACAAAGGCACCUGACCUACUGACACAUGGAUGGGUUCACACUGGGGAGAGGCCAUUUACCUGCUCUGAGUGUGGGAAGCGUUUUGGUGCUUCAUCCGGUCUCCAGAGACACCAGCGAGUUCACACUGGGGAGAGGCCUUUCAUCUGCUCCAUGUGUGGAAAGGAAUUUACUGUUUCAUCUAACCUGCGGAGACACCAACGAUUACAUGACGGGGAAAACCUGUUCAGCUGCACUGAGUGUGGGAGGGGAUUCAACUAUUCAUCCAGCCUGCGGAAACACCAGCGAGUUCACACCGGGGAGAGGCCAUUCAACUGUUCUGAGUGUGGGAAGAGAUUCACUGAUUCAUCAAGCUUGUGCAAACAUCAACAAAUUCACUCUGGGGAGAGGCCGUUGACUUGUUCCGAGUGUGGGAAGGGAUUUGCUCACUUAUCCCAUCUGCUGACACAUCAGCGCGCUCACACUGGGGAGAGGCCAUUCAUCUGCUCCAUGUGUGGGAAAGGAUUUACUCAGUCAUCCCACCUGCUGACACACCAGCGUGUUCACACUGGGGAGAGGCCAUUCAUCUGCUCCAUGUGUGGGAAGGCAUUCACUCAGUUAUCAAGCCUGUUGCGACACCAGAUGGCUCACACUGGAGAGAAGCCAUUCCCUUGCUCUGUGUGUGGCAAGGAAUUUACUCGAUCGACCAGUUUGCUGAGGCACCAGCGAGUUCACACUGGAGAGAGGCCAUUCACCUGCACUGUGUGUGGGAAAGGAUUCACUGAGUCAUCAAGCUUGCUGAUACACCAACGCAUUCACACUGGAGAGAGGCCAUUCACCUGCUCAGAGUGUGGGAGGGGAUUCAUCGAUUCAUCCAGCCUGCGGAAACACAAGCGUGCUCAUACUGGAGAGAGGCCAUUCAUUUGUUUUGUGUGUGGAAAGGGCUUCAGUGAGUCAUCCACCUUGCUCAGACACCAUGGUAGCCACACCAAGUAGAAACCUUUUUCAAUUCACUGCCUGUGGGUGUUAGUUGUAUCAACUGAGGUGAGGUAUACACUGGUGGAAUGUCAUUGCUUGGAUGGUUACAUGGAUGCAUAUAAAAGGACGCUUACUGACAGAGUAGAGUGAAGUCAGGAGAUAUAUAGAACAUUACAGCACAGUACAGGCCCUCCGGCCCUCGAUGUUGUGCCGACCUGUCAUACCGAUUUGAAGCCCAUCUAACCGACACUAUUCCGUGUACGUCCAUAUGCUUGUCCAAUGACAACUUAAAUGUACCUAAAGUUGGCGAAUCUACUACCAUUGCAGGCAAAGCAUUCCAUUCCCUUACUACUCUCUGAGUAAAGAAACUACCUCUGACAUCUGUCCUAUAUCUCUCACCCCUAAUUUAAAGCUAUACAUAUCUGUAAGGUUCCACUCUAAAUAAAUCUAUUCCAAGUAAAGAUUGACUCUAGUUUCUUCCUUUCCCUAAAGUCUGUCAGGAUUCCAACAAAAGUGCUCGUUUAAUGUUGAAGUUUGGAAAUUAAAAGAAGGCAAAGUCUCAGACAGAAAUCCAGGUUGAAUGAAGAGAAAUGGCUGACAAGUGAAAAUUGUCAGGAAUUGAUUAGUGGUCAACGUCCUCAGAAUCAGAGCCAGAUGAGUUAUAAGUUAAUCUCUUUGGCAUAUCUGCGAUAAUAAGGCUUAAAACAGAAAAAUCAUUUAGUAAAUUUAGACACAAUGUGAAUUAUUUUAAAUCACACGUCUUUUUAAAUGCCAGAGAUUGUGCUUUAAGAGAGUGUGUUUCUGGUCAAGAAGAGGCCAGCGCACCGUCAGUUCUAGAACCUCCUGUUUUGAUACAAACUAGUUAGCAGUUCAAAGUGAAGCAAAGCUAAUUAGCUCAGUGUAAGUGGUCCAGUUAUCAAAUUGUUGUGGAUGGCUAGUAACAGCUUUCCUAAUAGUUAAGAGGUAUAGAGCUGAGGGGUUUCCCAGAAGAAACCCAGAUAAAAUGUUGGGAUUUGCUGUAAGAAAUUGGGAUUUAGAGUUAGGAGUUUUUCAUUACUUUCAUAUGAACAUGCAAACAUGAAUUAAAAGCAAGAGUAGACCACUUGAUCCUUUGAGCCCAUUCCAGCAUUCAAUAAGCUUAUAACUGAAGUGAUUACUGUAUAUUUCCACCUACCUCUGAUGUGUUUUAACCCUGCUGCUUAUUAAAACCCUCUGCUUCUGCCUUAAAUAUGUUCACCGCCUUCUGAUGAAGAGAAUUGCAUUCACAACUCUCUAAGAGAAAUUAAUCCUCAUCUCUUGAAAUGGGCAACCUAUUAUUUUGUAACAGUGACCCUCCAGCUUGAAGAACUAUUUCUCAUAAGAGAACCUGCCCACUCCAAGUAUUAGUCUGGUAAAUCUCUGAGCUGCUCCCAAUGCACUUGCAUCCUCCUCUAAAUCAUGUGACUAAUGCUGUACACAACAGGACAUUGGCCUAUUUUAGAAUAUUGCAAACAAUUCUGGUUGCCCUUCUAUAGAAAGGAUGUUGUUAAACUUUGAGAGGGUGCAGAAACAGUUUACAAGGCUGUUGCCAGGAUUGGAGGGUUUGAGCUAUAGGAAGAGGCUGAAUACACUAGGACUUUUUCCCUGGAACAUCAAAAGUUGAGGGGUGACCGUAUAGAAUUUUAUAAACUCUUGAGGAACAUGAAUAGCGUGAAUAGCCAAGAACUUUUUUGCAGGGAGGGGAACCCAAAACUAGGAUCAUUGGUUUAAUGUGAGAAAGAAAGACUUAAACAAGACCCGAGGGGUAACCUUUACGCGCAGACGGUGGUGUGUAAGGAACAAGCUGCCAGAGGAAGUAGUGGAGGUGGGUACAAUUACAACAUUUAAAAGCAUCUGGAUGGGUAUAAGAAUAGAAAAGAUUUAGAGGGAUAUGGGCCAAAUGCUGGCAAAUGGACUAGAUCAGAUUAGGAUGUCUGAUUGGUGCAGAUGAGUUGGACUGAAGGUUUCUGUGCUGUAUGACUAGACCAGAUGUGAUUUCACUAAUACCUGUAUAUCUGACAUUCGACCAUUUACUUUUAUCAUCAGGCAUAAACAAGCCAGCUUAAUGGCAGCCAUGUACACACUGCUGAUUGCCAUAAACACCUGUUUGGUUCACUAAGGGAAAGAAUUAUGAUAGCUUUGCCUGAUGUGGCCUCACAGAGACUCCAGAUCCACAGCUAUAUGGUUCCUAGCCAGCAACACUCUCAGUCAAUGAUUUGAAUUUGGAAAGAAAUUCAAUCUCCUCAAUAUUCUUUUAUUCCAUUGAAUUUCCUUAAUUUCUUGCUGUGACUGUAUACUGUCCAUCUGCAAUUCAUGCACUAGGGCUUGCCAAUUCACAGCACUGCAAUAUCUCACUAUUUCAAAGUUUUUGAAUACAAUUUCUCAUUUUCCCAAAUUAUACUCCAUUUUCCAGGUCUUUGCCCACUCACUUGCCUUGUUUAUCCCUUCUCAGCCUCCUCAUAUCCCCUUCACAAUCUAUUUUCCCCAACAAUCUUUGGCUUGUCAGCAAAUGGAGCAACUGCACCUUUUGUCCCUUCAUCUAAGUCCUUUAUUAGAUUGUGAAUUUCCCUUAUGAGUUUAAAAGGCUCUCUACAAAUUGAUUCAACACAAUUUAUUUCACAUAACCAUGUUGACUCUGCCCCUCUAUGUUAGACUUUUCUCUGUGACUUACCAUAAUUUAUUUAACAAACAGCUCUCACACCUUACUUAUGAUAGAUAUUUAACUGGCUUGGAGCUUCUUUGUUCUGUUUAAUGUUGAUUUUGAAAAAAGAAAUUCAUUGUAUUUCAUGGAACCUCCUCAAAUCAACAGAAAUUUGGAAAAUUAGAAGCACUCAUCAACUUCCCAGCCACAUAUUUGGGAUGAAAUCGAUCAAUACCUUGUUAACCUGCGAUGUCAACAAUUUGCUCAGUUCCCUAGUGAUUUGCAUUUUUCUUGAGUACCUCCUUUAUGUUUGCUAACUUAAAACUAUUUCUGGGAUCUUGUAACCUCUGUAGUGAAGACCAAUGUAAAAUACCUAUUCAUCGGCCAACUUCUACUUUCCAAUAUUAAUUCCCCAGACUCACAUUGAAAAGGACCAAUGUUCACUUUGUUAACUCUUCUUUCUAAUAUCUCGAUAAUAACUCUAUAAAGCCAUAUUUUAAAAAAUAUUUUACAUAGCUUUCUUUCAUAUUCUUAGCUGGUGAUGUGGUAUCUACAAAGCCAGCAGCAACGGCAGUCCAGCACGUGUUGGCCUAAGUUAGAUAAAAUAUGUUCAACCAACCUUUGAAUGUCAGGUUAAAUUCAGCCCAGAGCGGGCAUUCGCAUCAUGAAGCUGGGAGAAGUUAAUCGCAGUUUGGAGCUGGGAGAGUGCUGAGGUAGAAAAUGUGUCUUCAGGCAAUUAGGAGAAGACUCAUGGAGUGAUAACUCAAUGCCAAGGAAAACAGUUACAUCAAAAAGAAGCCCCAGGAGCCAUUGAUUGUUUGGUGUAGCUGGGAGCAGGACAAAAGAAACCCACAGCAGUAUUUGCAGCUGAAAAAGGUUGGAGCUUACAGAAAUACAUCAGCAACUCACUGAAUCUAGACAUUUGAUAAAAGCUGAAAUUGUGCUGAUCGAUACUUAGGAACAGUCUCAGAAGUCCUGGGGAACCCAUUGUCUGGUUAGCAACUGAAUGACCAAGGCAUGAACAGUCCUUCAGCUUGUCCUAGUCAAAGUGGCUCCGAGUGUGUUUCAACGUUACUUUCAAAAGUGAAGAUUUGGAAUUUCUUGUGAAGGAGGCAAGAACUUUAAUUAAAUUGGGUGACCUAGUGUUACCAAGAUCUGAGUGGAAUCUGUCUUGACUGCACUGGCCAAUUAUCGUAGGCUGCUCAACCACAGUUUAACUUACAUUUUCCUCAAGUUAAUACUAAUGUAUAAAUAAUGUGUAUGGUUUAGAAUAAUUAUCUUACUGAUUCACUGUACCUAUUUUGUCAUAACUGCUUGUUUUAUAUUUUAAGUUUGCAUAGUAAAGAUUAUUUUGUUUCCAUUUAA
Messenger RNA from Stegostoma tigrinum, 6739 nucleotides. RefSeq names its product zinc finger protein 239-like. NCBI's taxonomy places the organism in Eukaryota, Metazoa, Chordata, Chondrichthyes, Orectolobiformes, Stegostomatidae. The transcript has 3 exons. Bases 625 to 2733 code for a protein of 702 amino acids. Gene Ontology annotation, biological process: regulation of transcription by RNA polymerase II. Gene Ontology annotation, molecular function: RNA polymerase II cis-regulatory region sequence-specific DNA binding; DNA-binding transcription factor activity, RNA polymerase II-specific. Gene Ontology annotation, cellular component: nucleus. The record is from RefSeq and is a predicted model, not a curated record.